GCUGUUUAGUAUGUGUUUUUUUUUUAGACUGGUGCUAGUCGGUCAACACGUGGAGAGGAGAGACUGACUUUCCACAGGGACACGUUUAAAAAACCAACACUCUGACAUUAUACUAGUGUUGCUCUCAUCGUGGCGGUGCCAAGGACCCUAAAAUACUGUGUAGCUGCUAGUGUCCUGAGGAAAUGCCGCUGAGGUUUCGCUCUGUUGUGCCGUACACACUGCCCGGAGUCCUUGCACUGAUCGGCUGGUGGUGGUACAUCUCGCGGAAGAAAGAGCGGUUCAUCAGCCAUGACAGCCCAGAGGGGGGUCCAACCAAUGUGGCCCUUAGAACCUCUCCAUCAGAGGGUAGCAAUGGUUUGGUUGAGAAAGGCACUGUAUCUCCUACAAAUGACACUGACACCCACAGACCUCCAAAGGUCAAUAACCAGAGAACAGAGCAGGAAAAUAGCUCUCAGAUCCUUGUCCAGGACAUCGAAGGACCAACUUCACUGGAACAAAGUUAUGGAGAAGCUGCCCAUCACCUUGGCAGAAUAAGACGAGAGGAAGUUGAUAAACCCACAGUCUCAAGUAUAACACCACCUGGUGAGGAAGAGAGCCUUCAGGUGUCCCUGAAAGACCAUGAAGAGCUGCAAAAAAGUCCAGCAUCUACCUUGCCAACAGAGCCAGACAACCAUCUAAUGACAGAUCCAAACUCUACUUCAGAAGCCACAGUGGAAGAGGUCAUCUUGCCCUGCCAGUCUACCAAAGUCACCAGCUCCUCACCCACAAAUGCACACCUUUCUGAUGCAGAGAGGCCUGAGCCAGAGGGGGAAGUUGCAAAGCACCUCAACACUAUUAGUACACAGGAUGAGAUGGUUGUUUGUGCAGUCACCCCAGCCAAAGUGCAGAGAGUGAUCUCAUCAGAGGCUGAUUCUCUAGAGACACCCACUUCAGUGCAAGAUUUACACCAACACAUUCUGACCAGCACACCUACCUCCCCGGUUACAGCCCCUGCCCCAGCCCUGACCUCCACAGCCCUGACCACAAUCCAAGACUGCACCACCAAAGCAGUGACUCCAGAAGACGUCCAGGUACGCAGCAGUGGAGAGGAGCAGGAUCUGGAGCUUCUGGCAGCUGGGCUCAUAACUGAGGUCAUCUCGGCAGCCACCCAGGAGGUCCUUGGUGUCACCAGCUGCCAGGUCACAGACAAAAGCCACCCUGCCUGCGGUAGCAGCACACCACUGGCUAGCGGCAGGCUCUGCUCCCAACAGGAGCUAAUUACAGCAACACAGCAGCAGCACCACCUUUUGACAAGUCUCUCUCAGAUUGGCUGUGAGUCUGCAGAAGUAGAGGCAACACAGAAGGAAGAGCAAGGGAUGCCUAAUGGAUGCACCUCUGCCUCAGUAUGGGAGCCUGUUGAGGUCAGUCACAGGGUUCAUCAGACAAACAAUGCACAGAGAGGCCAUUGGCCAGCACCAUCACACCAAGCAGCACAAAGUGCCCCUCUGCUAAACACGAAACUGAAAGGCGAUGAAGCAGCCACGUUAGCCGAGGACUCAGCCUGCAGCACAUGCCACUCUGAGGAUGGCAUCAGCAGCGAGGACCUCCAGAACAGCGGAUUUGACAACCAAAUGGAUGUGAUCCAGGUUACAGACUUGUCAGCAAGAGAAGCAACACAGCCUCAGUCACUAGUUGAGUCAGCCACAGAGGCAACGGUUUUGGCCUUAACUGAAGAAAACUCAGUGGAUGCUGUAUGUGAUGUAAAGAGGCUUGAUGGGAUAGGCCUGAGGAAUGGAGCUCAUGGGACAUGUGAGGUGGAGACGGACCAGUCUGGAGGUUCUGAUGUGAACAGUAUGGACUCAGUGGACAGUGGCUGCACUAUGGGUGCUGGGGAAAGCCAGAGCAACCACACUGCCUCCUCGAGCUCUGAGCUCAUCGUCUGGGAGAUUGAGGUGCCAAAGCAUCUUGUAGGGCGGUUAAUCGGGAAGCAGGGGAGAUAUGUGAGUUUCCUGAAGCAGAACUCUGGUGCAAAGAUCUACAUCUCCACCCUGCCUUACACACAGGAGUUCCAGAUCUGUCACAUAGAGGGUACGCAGCAGCAGGUUGACAAAGCCCUGUCACUGAUUGGGAAGAAGUUUAAAGAUCUGGACUUGACCAACCUUUAUGCACCUCCACCACCCCCUCUCACAUUGCCAUCACUUCCCAUGACGUCCUGGCUCCUUCUGCCCAGUGGUGUGACUGUUGAAGUGAUUGUGGUGAACAUCGUGUCAGCCGGUCACGUCUUCGUCCAGCAGCACACCCAUCCCACCUAUCACGCCCUACGAAGCCUAGACCAGCAGAUGUUCCUCUGCUACUCUCAGCCGGGCACCCCCGCCCUGCCUUCACCUGCUGAAGUUGGUGUAAUCUGUGCGGCUCCAGCGGUGGAAGGAGCCUGGUGGAGAGCUCAGGUCAUCACCUUCUAUAAAGAAACAAAUGAAGCGGAGAUUAGAUAUGUCGACUAUGGCGGCUAUGACAGAGUCAAGAUCGACUCACUACGGCAAAUAAGGUCUGAUUUUGUAACAUUACCGUUUCAAGGGGCUGAAGUAUUGCUUGAUAACAUCGCCCCUCUUCCAGGAGAGGAUCGUUUUUCACCGGAGGCCACAUCAGCGUUGGAGGAGAUGACCAGGGGGGUGGCGUUGCUUGCACAGGUCUCAAAUUAUGAUAACAACACAGGCCUGCCACUGGUCCACCUGUGGAACAUGGUAGGAGAUGAGGUGGUUUCAGUGAACCGCACGCUGGCUGAGAGGGGCCUGGCUGUUUGGGUGGAUGGAUUUUGAACUCCUAACAUGCUCUGACCUCCACACCCCCACCCCCACCCCUAUAUUCUCUUGUGAUCAGCAGUCUGGGACCCAGGUUACUGUGGGUUCCCAGCCCCACCAGACGCACCACUGAAUCUAAGAAGAUUGUUUUUUCUUUCAUUUCUUUUUUUUUUUUCUUUGCCCCGUCCCCCCCCCCUCCUUUCAAAAGAAAUUAAAAAGUGUUUGCAGGCUUAAUUUACAAGAACACAGCAUUGCUUCAAAAUAAGACAACCUUCCCUCUUGUUCUUGUAAACAAAAACAACUUAAAGAAGGAAAGGAAGAGGUACUUGUAAAUUUUUAAAAAAAAAAAUCUAUAUUGUAACUAAAUAAAGGUUUGACAGAUAUUUUUUUCCUCCCCCAUCCUACCUUACCUUUUGCUCUGGGCCUUUUCACACUGACUGGAUCAUCAUGCUGUGUGGAAGGACAAACAUCAGACUAUGUAGACACUUGUAAACAGUUUCAUUGACAUCUCGGCUAUACUCUGCUAUGCUCUCGUCUGUAGGUCAGUACAUUUCAAAGUUGAUUUAGCAGAUUUUUUUCGGCUUCUUGUCUGGAUAGAAUGUGGGAGGCAGAAAGGCUGUAGAGACUGGCAGGUGAUAGUGCUGCAAAAUCCCCUGGUGGAGCACCGAGCAGCCAAAAGGGCAGGAAAACCCCCUCUGAGAUAUGGACUUCUCUGGGGUCUCCAUCCAGAGCUGCUGAUGCUGCACCUCCAACUAGGACAGAGGAUGGAGCAGCUCGCCAUUCCUGACUUUCCUCCACCAACUUGUACUGCAUUAGAGAGGAGCCAGACAUGUUCACCUACCAGACUAAAUGCAGUUGAACAGCCCUGCAAAUUGGAGCUGCAAAAUUUAUUAAGAUGCAUUUUCUUGACAAAAAUGUCUGCAAGGCAGCAUCCACUUGUUGAUGAUACAGAUCAUAAUGUAGGAACUGUUUGUAAUCCUCAAAUGACACAUGUUCUGUUUUUUAAGGACUGACAUUAACGUAAAGAUCACUCCUUGAUUCUGUUAUAGCGCAUAGGAAAUUCAGGGGCUCCUUUAAAAAGAAAAAAAAAAAUUCUUCCAACUCACCUGUUGAUGUUGAAACUCAACAGUUUUACAUUUAGAGGCACUAUUACAGAGUUGGAGUGCAUUUUUAACUCUAUCAGAACACACAGUAACACACGGUUUAACAUCUAAAUCUGAAGGGAAACAAAGCUGCUAGAGGUGUGUAUUGACUAGUCUUCACUGAAGUAAUAUUAGUUGUGACAAUAUUUCAUGUUGGUCAGAUUACUGUAUGUGUCAUGCCUAUUCUCUGACUUUUUAACUAUCCCAAAGAAAUCAGGAAUUUCUGAACUGGGAAGCAGCAUCAACACACUACUUCUGAUUGAUUUUUGUCAGGAGUAGAGAGUUUCAGUAUGAUGGCAGAGUGCUGCUGUUUAUCCUGAGGCUCUGAGGAAACCACUAAAAACUGACGUGGGAAAGGAACACUACACAAGAUUCAGUCUGCAGUGCUGCUCCUCAGUGUAGACCUGAUAUUAACUCUGUUCAUCUAAAUCCAGUCUGUGUCCUCAGUAUGCAUGGUGAACCGGCCCAGGAGCACCUCUGCCCUGUGCUCUUCACUGUGGACUUGUUUACCCUGACUGUUAAAUCAGUCUGAAUCACCUGUCAGCUUUUGAAGUGCAGUGUGAUGCAGUACAAAGCAAGGCCCUGUUCUUCAUAUGUGGAUAAUUAAGUAAACCUGAUCUGACAUAAAAAUGUUCAAUUCUUUAGGGCUGCUUUAAGAUUUAUCUGGAGCUGUUGUCAUAGCAACAAAUCCUCAAACCCAAACUUGAGAAAUGAUAAUAUCAAAUUCAGAUUUCAGAUGAGAACGUUAACAUGACUAUUAAGAUUCAUCAAGAUAUGUAAUUAUCAUCUUAAUUUUUGCCUCUAUUCCAAAAUAAGAGCACAGUGUUGCACAGCAUGAGCAGGAUCAUGUUAGCCUCAGGGGUGUUUCAUGAUGAAGGCUCAGCUGGGUUCAUUGUGAAAACCAGGCUGGAGUUCACCUAAUAAACUUUCAACUUAAGCCCAACUCAUAGCUGAUAUAGUCAGAUUGAUUGAAACAUGGUUUAAGAUCUUAGAUUUGAUGCACAGAAUUCACAGUGAAGAGAACUGACAUGGAAAGAGACAGCAACGAUAUGGGAAGGGCAGGAGGGCUAGAUUUCUAUGAUAACUUGAUUUACUGUAGUAAGCCUGGUUUACCUGGUAAUCAUGUUCUCUGAAACACCCCUCUGGAUUUGUUCAAGCACAUUUGAAGAACGGGGCCUUGAUGAGCUGGGAGAUCAGUCCAUGCUGUUGGUGUCGUGAAGUCAGACCUUCUCUGUUUGCACUAGAUUCAGCCUAAAGGGGCUCAAUGCACCCUGUAAGGGAGUAAUUUCCAAGAUGACUAAUUCUGAAUAACAUUAACUUCACAUAUUUCAUAUUUUUUAUUGAGUCUCUGUUCAAUGGAAAUGAAAACACUGUUACUCUAGCAAUAAGGCAGCUUUAUUUUGACAAGUUGAAGGACAGAAUGGGGAAAUGGGGGGACUUUAAGUGUUAGAUUUCACAACUAAGAACUAGGAAAGGUAACUGCAUAAUUGUUCUCAACAUAACAGGUAAACAGCACUAUACAAACUCCUCAAUAAUGCAUAACUUCAAUAAUGUAUCUCAGGAAUGGUUCAUUAGGUGGUUGACUGGUGAAUCAAUGUGCCUGAGGGCAACUGAUGGAGGAAAGAGGGAUGAUUGUGCUUGAAAACAUAAUUCACAUGCAAAGUAAAAGAGACAUUGCAACACAGUUGCAUACAAAAGAUAUGAGAUCUUGAAGAAGGCGUCCAUAUGUUGGUGCUGGAAUUGGAGCAGUAGCCAUAUUGAUUGAUUGUUGGCUUGAGUGCAUUCUUCCUCUCUGUUUCACAUGAACUGUCUGCUCCUGUCUUUCCUUGUUUUGUUUUGUUUUUUGUUUUUUUUUUCAAAACCAGAUUAAAAAUGCCAUACUGGUAAAGUUCCUCCCUUCUAAGACAACGAUCCCUGCUGCCCAGAAUCCCUCACCUACACCUAAAAAAAACAAACUGUUUGAUCAAAGUAGAGUUGUUCAUUUCUCUGUAAAUAAGAUAUUUGACUGUACUUUUCUAUAACACUGGAGAGAAAGAGAUGGAAUCUAAAGGGAACAUAAUUGUUUUUCUUCUGUUUGGUUUGUUUUGGUUCAUCCUGCCCCCCUUCUUUCAGUCACUCAUGUUCAUGUUCUCAAGCUGUGGGACUGAUUUUUAAGUGUUUGCAUAGCUAGACAAGUCAUCAUUUGAUUAUUUAAAUGUGUGUUAAGCUAUUGUGCCCAAAAGCAUUUAACAUGUACAGAUCAGUUUUUGCUAGGCUCAUCUUAAGUUUGAUUUCUUGAUUGUACAGAUCUAUUAGGGAGAAAAUAAAAGUUAUUGAAAGUG
Messenger RNA from Thunnus maccoyii (southern bluefin tuna), 6240 nucleotides. RefSeq names its product A kinase (PRKA) anchor protein 1b (gene akap1b). Gene Ontology annotation, molecular function: RNA binding. NCBI's taxonomy places the organism in Eukaryota, Metazoa, Chordata, Actinopteri, Scombriformes, Scombridae. The coding region runs from base 183 to 2795 and encodes 870 amino acids. The transcript is spliced from 11 exons. The record is from RefSeq and is a predicted model, not a curated record.